UCCACUGAGAAGUAAAAUAAAAUUUAAAAAACAAUAAUGACAAUUCUCGUCUUCAUCUUCUGUUAAAACCCUAAUGGGCUAAUUUUUCAAAUUCAGAAACCACUGUCAGGAAAUUCCAAAUCUCUUUUCCCCGGCAUAAGUUGAAAUAAUAAGUGAGCAGCAAUGAUGAGAGGAACAAAGCGUUCCGCAAUCUCCGGCUCUACUCCGAUUUUCAAUUCCAACGACUCCUUCGUAAGUAUGCAGAGCAAGAGAGUAAUAAUGGGAUCGCCCUUUGAUGCGCAGAAGGUAGAACCAUCAGUGCAGCAGCCGCCGUUGGAUAUGCAGAGGGCUGAAUCAUCGAAACAGCAUGUGAGAGCUCUCAACACCCAAUUCGCAAGUUGGGUACAAGCACAAUUAGAGAAACAUCCAGAUGAGCUUUGGGAAGACGGAGUGCAGGACUACUUAAAUCAUACUAAAAGCAUCAUGGAGAAAUUUAGUGAUGUUGUUAACUGGCUGAAAGCAAAUGCCUCAAAAGGAGAGAGUUUAGGGGGGUCCCGUUCUAAUGAUGCUCAAACGAAACCCACAUCAGAAAUAGAGAAAAACAGUCCUAAAUUAUUUUUAGACAAACCUGCAUUUCCUGCAGUUACAACUGCAAGCUUUGGGUCUUCAUGGAAUCCGGGAAGUCUCUUUAACAAUACUGCUCCUUUCACAUUUGGAGGAACCCAGGUUUCUGUUCCUGGAAACGCCAAUUCAGUUCUCUCUGAUCAGGGCGGUUCAAAUGAGGCGGAUGGAGAAGAUGAUAUAGAACAACCCAGCAGUCCAUCUGUGAAAAAGAGUGAAGAGAAGGGAAUUAUCACCGUACAUGAAGUCAAAUGCAAACUUUAUGUAAAGUCAACUGAUCCGGCCGACAAAGAUGCUUGGAAAGAUAAAGGCAUGGGUCAACUUAGCAUCAAAUGCAAGGAAGGUGUUAAUAAGGGAACCAAGGAAUCUAAACCAACCAUUGUUAUACGUAAUGAUGUGGGAAAAGUGCUGCUCAAUGCUUUGUUAUACCCAGGGAUCAAAACAAACAUGCAAAAGAAUUCUGUAGUAGCAAUAUUUCAUACUACGGCUGAUGGUGACAACAACGAUGCGGUUGUUGCUCGGACUUUCCUGAUGAGAACCAAGACUCAGGAGGACCGGGAUAAACUCGCAGCUGUUAUUCAAGAAUAUGCUCCUGCAGGCUGAUACUCGGUAGCGUACAGAGUAAACCAUUUUGUUGUACGGCUAGUCCAAGAGCUCCACCACGCAUGCACACUUGGGAUUUUCCACUGGUCAGACAAGUUUCUUCUCAAAUUUUCAGGAAACAUCACCAGUAAGUCAAAGAUUUCAGGAGCCAUAACUUAAAACUCUGUGGAAGUCCGAAGAUGUACAAAUUACUUUGUAAACCUGUAUUUUACGGAGAUCAAGGAUAUGUACUGCAGAAACCACCAUUCUCCGAGUACGUUGGUUGCCUAGACGUUCUUGUUUGCAUCGAACGAUUUGUUUCUUCACUUUUGGAGCUGGGUAGUCCUGAAUGAUAUAUACUUUAUCAGCUUUACUGCAUUAAUGGAGAUUAAUACUUUUUGUC
Molecule: messenger RNA, 1585 nt
Organism: Sesamum indicum (sesame)
Lineage: Eukaryota; Viridiplantae; Streptophyta; Magnoliopsida; Lamiales; Pedaliaceae
Product: Pleckstrin homology (PH) domain superfamily protein
Biological process (GO): intracellular transport
Source: RefSeq, a predicted model, not a curated record